Molecule: messenger RNA, 3129 nt
Organism: Anguilla rostrata (American eel)
Lineage: Eukaryota; Metazoa; Chordata; Actinopteri; Anguilliformes; Anguillidae
Exons: 2
Biological process (GO): DNA integration
Molecular function (GO): nucleic acid binding
Source: RefSeq, a predicted model, not a curated record
AUGCGGGGCAAGAAGAUGGUGAGCGUGGAGGUCGGAAACAGAGAGGUGGUGACGCACGAGUUCUGGCUGGCCGACAUCAGCGACACGUGCAUAAUCGGCCUGGAUCUGCUGGUCCACUGGGGUGCUACGGUGGACAUCGCCAACGCCAGGCUCUCCAUCGGUGCCACCACCCUCGCCCUCCACGCCACCCCCAAGAGGAAACGCAGGUCCAGGAGGACCCGUCGCCGAGCAGCCUCAGCCCACCCUCACCAGCCGCCGCCAGCCUCAGCCCACCCUCACCAGCCGCCGCCAGCCUCAGCCCACCCUCACCAGCCGCCGCCCCAGCUAACCAACACAGAGCGUGGCUCGCCUGCCCCACUGUCACAACCUGCGCCCCCCUCUGUCGAGACGGUGAGUGCUGUCCGCGAGCUGUGGCGACGCAGCUGCAGCGGCCUCAACCCUCACCAAUGCCAACAGCUUGAACGCUUGCUGAAGGACAAUGCAGACCUCUUCGCUGCCCGCGAUGAGGAAUGCACGCAGACCGAGCUAGUGCAGCACGCCAUUGACACUGGUGACGCUGCACCGGUUCGUCUGCGCCCUCACCGGUUGUCACUAGCAAAGCGGCUGGGGGCAGAGGAGAAGGUUAGAGAGAUGGCCGCUGCAGGCGUCAUUGAGCCCUCCAACAGCCCGUGGGCGGCCCCUGCUGUCCUAGUGCGGAAGAAGAACGGAGAGUGGCGUUUUUGCGUGGACUAUCGGCGCCUCAACGCCGUAACGCGCAAAGAUGCCUACCCUCUCCCCCGCAUCGACGAGGCGCUAGACCACAUCGCGGGGUCCAGUUGGUUCUGCUCGCUGGACCUCCGGAGUGGCUACUGGCAGGUCAAAAUGGCGGAGGAUGCGAAGCCUAAGACCGCCUUCACCAUCGGGCAAGGGUUGUGGCAGUUCCGCGUGAUGCCGUUUGGACUGUGCAAUGCCUCUGCCACGUUCGAGCGGCUGAUGGAAAGGGUGCUGUCGGCCGUCCCCCGAAGCUGCUGCGUAGUGUACCUGGACGACCUCCUAGUACAUGCCAGUAGCUUCGAGCACGCCCUCGCUAACCUCCACAACGUGCUCGCGGCGAUUCGCCGGGCUGGGCUACGGUUGAAUCCCCGGAAGUGCCAGCUGCUCCGGAGGGAGACGGCCUUCCUGGGGCACGUUGUGAGUGAGCGAGGGGUAGCCACCGACCCAGCUAAGGUGACUGCUGUGCGGGAUUAGCCGACCCCAGCAAAUGUAGGCGAGCUGCGCAGCUUCCUGGGGUUGGCGAGCUACUAUCGGCGGUUCGUGCGGGGUUUCGCCUCCAUUGCCAGUCCCCUCCAUCGCCUCACCGACAAGUACCAGCCGUUCAUCUGGACCACUGCAUGCAAGAGCUACAAGAGUGCGAUUUCCAGAUCGAGCACAGGGCGGGGCGGCACCACACCAACGCCGACGCUUUGUCCCGCCGUCCCUGUGCUGAGCUGGAUUGUCAACACUGCCACAGUGCGACAGGAAGAUAAGAGCCAGGUGGAGCUAGCGGUGGCUACCGCUAACAUCAGCGAGGCGGGGUGGCUGCCAGUGUCGCAGGAGCAGCUGCGGGAAGGCCAGGAGGCUGACAGCACGCUAAGAAAGGUGAGGGGCUGGCUGGAGGCAGAAACACCGCCGCAGUGGGCUGAGGUCUCGGCUGAGGGGCCCGAGCUCAAGACCUACUACGGGCAAAGGAGGAGCCUUGAGCUGCGGGACGGGCUGCUGUAUCGGCGGUGGCAGGCACCCGGGCUUGGAAGCGACCUCCUCCAACUCCUCGUUCCCCGAGCGCUCCGGCCCCAAGUCCUCGGGUUGGUGCAUGGCUCGGUGGGGGCGGGCCAUUUCGGGAACAGCAAGACCCUGCGACGAUUGAGGGGGCGCUUCUACUGGCCUGGGUGCCGCCGGGACGUGGAGCUGCACGUCCACUGCUGCGACUCCUGUACGGCAUGCAAGGGGCCUACCAGGCGCUCCCGCGCCCCUCUACAACGCUACGUGGUGGGGGCCCCGAUGGAGCGAGUGGGGGUGGACGUCCUCGGCCCCUUCCCUGUCACUGAGGCCGGUAACCGCUAUGUGCUUGUGGCUAUGGACUACUUUACGAAGUGGCCCGAGGCGUACGCGGUGCCGGACCAAAGUGCUGCAACAACAGCGGGGAAGCUAGUCGAGGAGAUGUUUGCCCGUUUCGGGGUCCCCGCCCAACUCCACAGCGACCAGGGGCGAAAUUUUGAAUCGCGGGUGCUGGCUGAGGUCUGCAGUCGGCUCGGGGUAGCGAAGACCCGCACAACUCCACUCCAUCCCCAGAGCGACGGACUGGUUGAACGGUUCAACAAGACCCUGACUGCACAACUCGCUAUCCUCGCCAGCCAGCACCAACGAGACUGGGACCGCCACCUGCCCCUGGUCCUGUGGUCCUACCGAACUGCCGUACAGGAGUCCAGCCUCUGCACGCCCGCCGCCCUGAUGUUCGGACGGGAGCUCCGGACGCCCGUGGAUUUGGUGUUCGGGGCCCCGCCUGAAAGCAGGGAACCAGCCCGUACAGAGGCCUGCUACUUCCGCCAGCUGCUGGAACGACUGCGGGUGGCACACGACUUCUCUCGCCAGGCUCAGGACACUGCGGGACUGCGGCAGAAGCGCGCCUACGAUCAGCACUGCAAGGGGCAGGCCUUCAAGCCAGGUGAUAAGGUGUGGGUCCACUGCCCAGUGCGCAAGAAGGGCCUGUCUCCUAAGCUGCAGUCACAUUGGCGUGGGCCUGGCGAGAUCUUGGAGCGGCUGAGUGAGGUGACGUAUCGCCUGCGCAUGCCAAAUCGAGGGCGCCUGGUGGUGCUCCACCAAGACCGACUCGCACCUUACCAACCACUCGCCACCGAAAACGCAGCUGGCGGACAAGGUAGCAGCCCUGUCCCCUCUACACCACCGGCAGCAGAGGAAAUGGCACAGCCCACCGCGGGCCGACCUACUCGGAAGCGACGGCUACCGAAUUAUUUAAUCGACUACGAGGUAAAUCGCCUAGAAAUUGUGGGUCGUCGGGGACUAGCGACCCUUUAGGUGGGGGCUGUGUGGCGAUCUUGCCUGUGUGUAACUAAAUAAUUGUUAGCUUGUUAGCGGUUAACUUGUCCCGCUCCG